CGAUCCACAGCUCAGAACGUUUUCCACCAAACAAGCCGGCCGUUGAUACUCGAUCAGCCUGAGAUUCGCGAUCGCGCCUUCCCAGCUUCCCUUCGGCUAAGUAAGCGGACCAGACGUAAGAAGUAAAAUCAGAAAAAGCAGAUCUUCGUUGAAGUGAUUCGUAAUUCUGCUCCCUUGCCUGUCCCUUCCGUGCCUAAUUUCGCGAGCCCAAGUCAAACCAACACGCCCUGCAGGCACUGCCUUAAGUACAUACAAGUUCUGCUACUGACCAGGACUGAGUCAUUCGUGUGCUUGCCUUCGCCACCUUGACGGGCUUGGUACCGCGAACGAUCAACACAGACCUGCCUGCCUGCCUGCCGGAGCCACGAGAGAUCAUUUAAAGGCAGCUGCAAUCAGUGCUCGAUCAAUCAUUGAGCCGUGAACGUGACAUUGAACGGAUCGGUCGAUAUCUCAGCGAGGUACUAGCACAAGUGACCCCACACAAGACCCGUAAACAUUGCACCAACAGCAGGAAGUAGUUAGUGUGUGUUUGAAGAAAUUUCAGCGAAGAAAAAAAACAGCCUCUAAUCAGUCACUCAGUCACAUAGCAAAGCAAAAUGAAGUGCCUAAUUUUCGUAGUUGUGGUCAUUGCCUUGAUGGUCGAGAAUAGCGAUACUAAACCAUUGAAAUAUCAGAGCCUGCCGAAAAAGGAUGGCCAUGUCCCUGUGUAUAUUCGCGUCGGAAACACUCCGUUGGAACAAAUCAACCGUGACCUGGCAGCUGCCUUCCAGGAGAGCAAUGCACGUAGCAUUCGAGGCACCGUAAUACAGCAACUCAAUCGGAACGCUCGUUUCUCCUCUGAAUCCCUCAGUGCUUCCAGCGAAGAGGCCGCUAACGUGAUCGUGAAGCACCUGGAUCCAAGCUAUAGGAGUAUCAGUGAUUCCCUGUCCGACGAGUCUAACUCUUCCGAAUUUUUUCUACACAAAAUACUAGCAAUUAAACCAACCAAACCGGUUGUAGUUUCUAACAACGCAAUUUAGAAAGCUCCAAUAGAGCCCAAUAGUUCGUCACACUUUGCCAUUGAAGAACAUUUUUACAAUUAUGCUGCCAACUGCGUACAAGCAGUGCACCGUACAUUCAUCUUCAUCGAGUAAUAUUUAGUAUUCAUUAUCAGUUCUUAGAUUGGGUUGCAAAUACGAAGACGUAAUAUUCUACCUGAUAAGAAAGGCUAGCUGAACUAUUUUAGUGAAUAAAAAUACAACAUAGAAA
This is a messenger RNA of Malaya genurostris, 1248 nucleotides long. RefSeq lists its product as uncharacterized. Bases 597 to 1019 code for a protein of 140 amino acids. Lineage: Eukaryota; Metazoa; Arthropoda; Insecta; Diptera; Culicidae. The record is from RefSeq and is a predicted model, not a curated record. The transcript is spliced from 3 exons.